GGGUGCCUUCGGUUUCAGUGUGUAUUGGGGAGCAUUCCCUCCUCCUCCAUCAGCGUGGAAUCACGGUUGCCUUUGCAGAAAUAUUAUUCUAUGGAAUUAUGUAUUUUUGGAGUUUGAAGGAAGGAAGCCCGCGGCCCCAGAGGUGACGUCAAGGUUCAGGGUGCAAAUCUGCAUUCCCACCAAAAGACCCACACAGGCGAGAUGCCACAUCAGUUCAUGGAAUGUGGAAAGAACUUCAGUCAGAGCGGAGACCUGUGUUCCAAUCAAAGGACCCACACAGGGGAGAAGCCACAUCAAUGCAUAGAAUGUGGAAAGAGCUUCAGUCGGAGUGGAAAUCUGCGUCACCAUCAAAGAACCCACACAGGGGAGAAGCCAUAUACAUGCAUGGAAUGUGGAAAGAGCUUCAGUCUGAGUGGAAAUUUGCAUCAACAUCAAAGGACCCACACAGGGGAGAAGCCAUGCACAUGCAUUGAAUGUGGAAAGAGCUUCAGCCGGAGUGGAAAUCUGUGGUGCCAUCAAAGGACCCACACAGGGGAGAAGCCACAUGAAUGCCUGGAAUGUGGAAAGCGCUUCAGUCAGAGUGGAGAGCUCCAUUCCCACCAAAGGACCCACACAGGCGAGAAGCCACAUCAGUGCAUGGAAUGUGGAAAGAACUUCAGUCAGAGUGGAAAACUGCAUUGCCAUGAAAGUACCCAUACAGGGGAGAAGCCACAUCAAUGCAUGGAAUGUGGAAAGAGCUUCAGUCAGAGUGGAAAUCUGCGUUCCCAUCAAAGGGCCCACACAGGGGAGACACCAUAUCAGUGCAUCGAAUGUGGAAAGAGUUUCAGUUGGAGUGGAGACCUGCAUUCCCAUCAAAGGAUCCACACAGGGGAGAAACCACAUAAAUGCAUAGAAUGUGGAAAGAGCUUCAUUCAGAGUGGACAUCUGCGUCACCAUCAAAGGACCCACACAGGGGAGAAGCCACAUCAAUGCAUAGAAUGUGGAAAGAGCUUCAGUCGGAUUGGAAAUCUGCGUCGCCAUCAAAGGACCCACACAGGGGAGAAGCCAUAUACAUGCAUGGAAUGUGGAAAGAGCUUCAGUCAGAGUGGACAUCUGCGUCACCAUCAAAGGACCCACACAGGGGAGAAGCCAUAUACAUGCAUGGAAUGUGGCAAGAGCUUCGGUUGGAGUGGAAAUUUGUGUUCCCAUCAAAGGACGCACACAGGGGAGAAGCCACAUCAAUGCCUGGAAUGUGGAAAGAGCUUCAGUCAGAGUGGAGAGCUCCGUUCUCACCAAAGGACCCAUACAGGAGAGAAGCCGUAUACAUGCAUGGAAUGUGGAAAGAGCUUCAGCCUGAGUGGAAAUCUGCGUCACCAUCAAAGGACCCACACAGGGGAAAAGUCACACCUAUGCAUUGAAUGGGGCAAGAGCUUCCAUCAGAGUGCAAAUAUGUGUCAUCAUCAAUGGACCUACACAGGGCAGAAGCCACAUCAAUUCAUUUAAAGUGGAAACAGCUUCAGAGUGAAGAGCUCUGUUCCUGCCAACUGACCCACACAGGAAAGAAGCCACAUCUAUGCAUGGAAUGUGGAAAAAGCAGUCAGAGAGGAAGUCUGCAUUCCCAUCAAAGGACCCACACAGGGGAGAAGCCAUAAACAUGCAUAGCAUAUGGAAAGAGCUACAGUUGGAGUGGAGAAUUGUGUUCCCCUCAAAGGACACCCACAGGGGAGAAGCCACAUAAAAGCAUUGAAUGUGGAAAGAGUUUCACUGAAAGUGGGGCUCUGCUUUCCCAUCAAAGGACCCACACAUGGCUAGAGGAAGAGACCUCCUUUUGUGUUUCCUAGUUCUGUUUAAAAAACCUGCCAGACAACGUUCUCGCCCCUCCACAGCCAGGCAAAGAAUGAGAGAAUGGAAGCAAAGAGGAAGGCCACCACCUUGUUCUCGGUUGGUCACAGAUAACAGUUUGUGUGGCCUGACUUGACUGCUGCUGGAGGCAGUUCCCCACAGAGGAGGACCCUUCUCAGUAUUGCCGCCAUUUGUGAAGGGGUUAACCUGACCUCAAGGAAAGCAUCACAGACUUCUGGGAUGAUCUGUGAAGGCUUGCUGAAAUGAGAGCAGCUGAAAUCUUAUGAUAAAAAGGUUUCUGGAAAAGACUCGCUCUUUGGGAGCAGUUAACAGCAUGUUGGAAAUGAGAACCUUCUUCGAGCUUUAUCUUAUAGUUUGGUUAUUUAUGAUCCUGUUGCUUAUUGUUUUGUGUGUAAGUUCUGGUAUGAAACUUCCUUUACUCUAUGGUUCCUGAGAAGUUGUGGGAGGGGCUACAGACCACAUAGUUUGCUUAAACCACAUACUUGCACACACUUGCUUGCCGUUCUUGUUGUAAGAGAGAUGUCCUGGCCUGAUGGCACAGAGAAUUAUUUCAAACAUAUCUGAAACGGGACUGAUACGUUUUGUACCUGUGUAUUCUGAACACAUGAGCCCUACUUCAUUCCUCGGACACCCCC
Messenger RNA from Anolis sagrei ordinatus, 2477 nucleotides. The record is from RefSeq and is a predicted model, not a curated record. NCBI's taxonomy places the organism in Eukaryota, Metazoa, Chordata, Lepidosauria, Squamata, Anolidae.